GCUUCUUCUUCUUCUUUGAGUAGAUCCUGUUGUUGAGUGCUAUGUUGAAUUGGUUGAGUUUGUCAAUAUGUGGAAGGAAGUCUGUAUUGAACCUUUGUAAUGCUGUUUUCCCAGUUGUCCAUUGCUUCUUUAGCUUCAGUUUAUUCUUCGUGACUAGACUACAGUAGCAUCUCUCCCGAAUCUAACUUUUUCUGUUUAACUUGGGUUCAAUGGGUUUCAUUUAUUCUAAGAACUACCAAAUUGUAUCUUCUCACUUUCCGGAGAAUCUAGGCCUUCUCUAGCAAGCGCCAUCACUCUUCUAAGUAUAGAACCUCCGAAUUUCGAGGUGAGUUUGAAUGGUUAAAGUUCUUUUCUGUGGGACAUAAUCUCUAACCACAAGUUUAACCCGUUUCCUUUAUCUGGGCUUGGGAUAAGCAGAAACCCUAGAAGGGCUCUAGGUGGAGUUUAUCAUUUAUGUUUACACCAUUAUAUAUUGUUCAUUUUGUAGCUUCUCCCCAGGCUAUCACUAAACUGUAUCAUAUUAAGUCCACGUGGACAUCGGCAACUAUAUUUUGGAAGCCAGGUGGAUAUCAUAGCUCAUCAGUGAAUAUGUCAUACCAAGAUCUCUUAAACAAUUCAGUCGAUGGAAUUCGAAACAAAAUUCAAAAUUCAUUAUCCAUUUGGCUUAAAAACAUUCAGGAUAUGCAACAAUAUUCUGUUACUUUGGAAGAUCAUGGAAUUACUUCUUUUUUAACGAAUGGAACCGAAUCACAUUUACUAGAUCCUUCCGAGUCACUGAACAACUCAGAUAACUUUAAUGGUCCAUUUUCAGUUCAUUCAAGUGACACUGACUUAUCAAAUAUCAAGGGGAGAAAGACCAACAAAAGAAAGAUAUUACAAAAUGAAUUUCUAAUAAAUACUGAAGGACAAAAUUACAUCAAUAUAAGCGAUACUAUUGGCCUACAAACAUAGAAAGUAAAUCAAACAUAAAUUUCAAUAAGAAUAAAGCUACAUAAUAUCUGGUCACCAAUUUUUUAAAUUUUCUGGACCCCGUUGAGUUCAAGAACCAAUGAUUUUAUGGUUCAAAACCCAUCUUCAUCUGAACAAAGCUGAUUCUUGGUCAUCAACCGAGGUGGAGAACUACGAACUAAGUUUAAUGCCAAAUCACCUGUAUACCGUGACAAUUUCAAGAAUAAAUAAACAUGGAAAGAGUAAACCAUCUAAGCCACUGGCUUUCAGAACAAAAUUUCUUCACCUUGAACUUCCCGGUCCUAUACAUUUAGAGGAAACGAAAGAACUAAUACAAUUUUCCAAAGGUAAUCCAGCUCUCUGUGCUCAAGUUGAAGUAGGUACCAUCAACAAUGAUAGUAGUAGCAGUAGUAGUACGAGUACUACUACAUGGAAUUCAAUACAUUUUUCAUCAAAUUAUUCACCUUAUAUCAUUAUAAAUAAAAAUAUAUUCCAUUCUGAAACAAACAACCGAUAUAUAGAGUUAAGUAAUUGUAAACCAUUAUCAUGGGAUCACUAUACAGAAAUUCCAAUCACAUUACAAAAUAAAUUUCAUUUUCGAGCAAGAUAUUGUAUUUAUGGAUAUAGCACAAUGUGUACAGAAUAUAUCAAACCGAUCAAAGAUAUUUCAAUGCACAUAGUCAUUGUAGCUGCUCUACUGUGUAUUACAUUAGUAGUAUCAUUAAGUAGUAUGUUUGUUUAUCUUAUGUGCAAGCAUAUGAAAAAAGAUUACAUUUAGUUGAUAACAAUAAUAUCAAAAUAAAUCAAAUCAUCAACCUAAUCACCAGCCAACGUUUAUAUAAUAAUCAACAUAGUAUUUAUCAUAAAACUGAAUGAAUAUCAUUACUGCUUAUGAACUUAUUAAAUUUCAAGCAUUUGCUGGUUUAAUACAAUUUGGCUAAUUAACUUGACCAGUUUAUUUUAGUAUUGAUGAAUAUGAUACGAAAUUGGACAAUUUAUACAAUAAACUAAUGACUUCCUAGCAAAUCAGUUUACUAUGAAUUACGGUUGAAAGUUGAAAAAUAUUCCAUUCCUUUUGUGUAAAAAAAAUUAAUCGUCUUCAAUUGUUUUGUUUUGUUUUGUUUUGUAUCUUAACACAGAACGUCUUGUAUUUAUUACCUUUAAUUUCAUUAGCAAUAUUGAUGUCAUUUCAACGUGAGCUAAUUAGAGAUUAUGUUGUUAAUUUGAUAUGAUUUCAUAUUAAAAACAUUUGCUGAUGUCGACUGUUUGUUGUAGUUAAAUGAAAUGACUUAAAUAGUGGGGUUUUAACACCAUUUAGUAGAAAAAAAUAUAUUCAAAAUCAAGGGAAAUCAUUUUUCAACAGUUGAGAUCAU
Molecule: messenger RNA, 2321 nt
Organism: Schistosoma haematobium
Lineage: Eukaryota; Metazoa; Platyhelminthes; Trematoda; Strigeidida; Schistosomatidae
Product: CD80-like C2-set immunoglobulin domain, variant 2
Exons: 5
Coding region: 1049-1726 (225 amino acids)
Molecular function (GO): protein binding
Source: RefSeq, a predicted model, not a curated record